UUUUCUGUGAAGCGACAGUUUUACUAUAAAUGUUGACUGGAAGCGAAACCCGCCCAGAGAGAAGUUAGAGAGACACCCCUGGCGGAGGAGGACAGUAACUGAGGAUUUCUCAGAAACGGUGUUCACUUUAAAACGAAAGCGAAACGGAUGUGUGUUGGUUGGUGUAGUUAGUGUACGGGUCCUGGACGUUUAUUUAACUCCUUACCGAUCACCAGCGGGACAGAUGAUCAAACCAACAAGGAGAGAGAGUAAGAGAGGAUGUGAAAGACAAUGUGGAUAUACUAUACCGAUGGAUUACCGCGUCUUCUCUCUACUAGUUUGAACGGUUAUUGAUGAUCAAUACCGCUGUGAUUCUGUGAUUAAAAACGGAUUCUGCGUCGGAAAAUAUAAAAAGUGCAUCAGAAAAAAACCUACAUUGCACUCGUUUUGCAAAACGGAUGCCAGGGAACUGUGUAGCGAUGGGAGAGGGUUGGGACCGCUCUCCCCUGUAGGAUGGUCGCUCACAGCGCUGUGGAAGAACAAGACACAACAACAAAAGCGUCAUCGUCGUCAUCACCUUCUAGACCUCUAGGCGCCUCCCCCACCUUCCUCUCGACUCCACACUCGGACCACCACGCAACCUCACCACCACCAUCACCACCACCAUCAUCAUCAUCAGUCUCCCAGUCGCACCGUCAGCGCCCAUCCAACCAGUGUGUGGCGUCCCCUAUCCCAGGACCAGACCUGUUAGACCACCAGCCCCCUCUUCCCCUCCUGGACCCAGUGCCCACCCACUUUCCUCUGUUCCCCUGCAAGGUUGACUUCCUGUUGAUCACCCGGACGGCCGCCAUGUUGGAACGUUCCGGCUUCUACUGGGGCCCGCUAGGAGUGGAGGAGGCUCACAGUCGACUGAAGGACGUUGCCACGGGAACGUUCUUGAUCCGGGACAGUCGUCAGAAAGAUGUCUUCUUCACGCUGUCCUAUCGCGCGGCCAGCGGCCCGGUCAGCGUACGCAUCGUCUAUAAGGGACAACGGUUCAGCCUGGCAGGAAGUGAGCACUCUUUCCCUUGCCUCUUCCUCCUGCUCGAACACUACAUUCAUUCCUCUAAGAAAAGCCUGACCGUUCCGUACAGGAAGCAGCGCCCUACGCUCCAGGAACUGUGCAGGAAACAGGUCGUGGAGUCGUGCGGCGGCGAGGUGGAACGGGUCGCCAGGGUCCCCGUCAACCCAGUCUUAAAACACUUCCUGUUAGAGUUUCCGUACAGGAUAUGAUGUCACAGGGGAUGCCGUUGAGGCGGGACUUGAUUUGGACAGAGUUCAAAACCACACCCUAUUCUCUAAACGGUGCACUACUCGACAGGGUCAUAGGUCACACUUGGUCUGGGUUUGGGUUUAUCGACAACGGGUUAUGGGGCGGCUGCAUUAAAGAACCACCACCGGGGGGGUUCUGGUUGUGUUCUGAUCCGGUUUGGUUAGUGGACUGGUUCUGCCGUUGUAGGCAGGGCUGGGUUCGCUGUAGCACAACAACUCAAGCAUCAAUACUUUACAAUGUUUACAAUGUUGUUUACAAACUUUACAACGACCAGGAAUGUUUACGCUACACAAUAUUACAGUACUGUAUGUAUAACUGUGUACUCUCUGGUACUAACAGGUAUAACUGUGUACUCUCUGGUACUAACAGGUAUAACUGUGUACUAUGUAGUACUGGCGUGUAUAACUGUACUCUCUGGUACUAACAGGUAUAACUGUGUACUAUGUAGUACUGGCGGGUAUAACUGUGUACUCUCUGGUACUAACAGGUAUAACUGUGUACUAUGUAGUACUGGCGGGUAUAACUGUGUACUCUCUAGUACUAACGGGUAUAACUGUGUACUCUCUGGUACUAACGGGUAUAACUGUGUACUCUCUGGUACUAAUGGGUAUAACUGUGUACUAUGUAGUACUGGUGGGUAUAACUGUACUCUCUGGUACUAACAGGUAUAACUGUGUACUUUGUAGUACUAAUGAGUAACUGUGUACUAUGUAGUACAAAUGAGUAACUGUGUAGUACUAAUGAGUAUAACUGUGUACUAUGCAUCAUAUCUGCUGUGCAGACUACCUCUAGGGGUGUUUUAAUGGAUAAUAAAUAUGACGUAUAUAU
Oncorhynchus gorbuscha (pink salmon) is the source of this 2119-nucleotide messenger RNA. Its product is annotated as suppressor of cytokine signaling 1-like. Lineage: Eukaryota; Metazoa; Chordata; Actinopteri; Salmoniformes; Salmonidae. Gene Ontology annotation, cellular component: phosphatidylinositol 3-kinase complex. Gene Ontology annotation, biological process: intracellular signal transduction; phosphatidylinositol phosphate biosynthetic process. Bases 493 to 1251 code for a protein of 252 amino acids. The transcript is spliced from 4 exons. The record is from RefSeq and is a predicted model, not a curated record. Gene Ontology annotation, molecular function: 1-phosphatidylinositol-3-kinase regulator activity.